Molecule: messenger RNA, 159 nt
Organism: Coprinopsis cinerea okayama7#130
Lineage: Eukaryota; Fungi; Basidiomycota; Agaricomycetes; Agaricales; Psathyrellaceae
Exons: 2
Coding region: 1-159 (52 amino acids)
Source: RefSeq, a predicted model, not a curated record
AUGCAAUUCCGCGUCCGAUUCGCUAUUCUUUUCGCUGCCAUCACCAUGGCCGUCGCCCUCCCCGCUGAGGAUACUGAUGCUCUCGUUGCUCGCCAGAGGAAAUGCUGGAGACGAUCCGCUGCCGGUGACGGUGACGUCGAGAUUGCUUGCGAGAAGUGA